AAAAGUACACACGAAAGUCGAAAGAAAAAAAAAAUUAUCGGCUCUUAAUCAUCAUCGUGCAAACACACCGAAAAAAAAAUUUUUUUUUUCGCGUAAUUAAAAUUCGUCUCAAGCAUUUGCCAGGCACAAACAACCACUCCCGCAAAUGGCACGUCAACGCGUUUGUUGAAUGGCAGCAAAUCGUGUCGUCGCGGACCUUGUUGAAUCUGGAAUAUAUUAUUUUGUGCAGUGUUUGGAGCUGUAUUAUUUGUCGUCGUCUGAAAACUUGUCGCAACUGUUGCUGCUGGCGGGUCACACGAUAAUGAGCAACCUUUCGAUCGACAGUGCGGAAAUUGCGUACCCGACAACGGAUACGGAGAGCGAAUUUGAUGGUCCGACACGACUUGGGGACUUGAGCACGGCGUCGCAGUACAACAAUGAGUUUGACAAAUCAACCACAACGUCGACCUCGUUGCCCGAACGUCACUCCGAAAUUACCUUCACAUCGAAUUGCAUGCAGGAACUCGUGCCCGGCAUGUGUUUCGAGAUCAAAGGCAUCGUUCCGCACACUUGCGAGCGCUUUUCCGUGAAUCUCGUGCUAAAUAACACGCAUCGCGACAUUGCGUUGCAUCUGAAUCCGCGAAUGCCCCAAAAUUGCGUCGUGCGGAAUAGUAAACACAAGAAACGAUGGGGCAAGGAGGAAAUCGCCUCGAGUGUUCCGUUCGAUUUGCAUCGCGGAAAUGACUUUAUCUUGCACAUUCUUGUCACGGACGAAGGAUAUCUGAUAGCGAUCAACGGGAAGCACUUUGCAUCGUUCGGACACCGAUUUCCGUACCAAAAAGUCAAGGGAAUUGAGAUUCGUGACGUCACAGAUGUCGAAGUUGAUCAAAUAAAAAUCUCCGAAUAUCCCGUGGCGACGCCAUUUUACAAACCCAGUUGCUUAAUCUUCGAAACAAUGACAAAAAAUGACGUCGAUUCGCUCGUCAAGUCCGUCAUCAAGAACGAAACGCCCUCAAAUGACUUCCUUCCGAUGCCCUAUUACGGCAGAUUCGAAGAUCGCUUCACGAGCGGCAAAGAACUCCACAUUCUGGCACGCAUCAAAAUUCUUCCGCACUCGUUUUUCAUCAACUUGCAGGACAGUACGCGCAUUUGGCCCCAUCCGAACAUUCCGCUGCACCUGAACUCGCGUUUCGGGCAGAUUAACAAGAAAAAUGUCAUCAUCCGAAACUCCUGGUUGAACGGCAAAUGGGACGAGGAGGAACGUUGUGUGACGCAGGAUCCGCAUUGCUUCGUGCCCGGCGGUUGGUUUCAUCUGUAUAUCGCGUGUCACGACGAAGACUACCAAAUUUACUUGAACGACGUGCUAAUUGCCGAGUAUCCGUUUCGCAUCAAUCCCAAUAUUGUGAAUACGGUGCUGAUUCAGGGCGAUUUGCGACUGGCACGGGUCUUUUGUCGCUCGCUGAGAUGAAAACGGGCUUUGGUGGCGACUCCAACUCAGGCAAGUCCCAGUAUGUCGCCCGAUAGCGUUAGAUAGUAGCUGGAAUCUGACGUUUUUAUUAAAAAUUUUCUUCGUUUCUUAUUUAAUACGUGGUCUAAAGGUUCUCUGUUGAACGUUUAUUUGAAAUAGUAACUAUAACUUUACUGCUAUUUUGAAGAGCUCUCAGUGAUUUUUUUAAUUAAAAAAAAUAUUUAUAUAUUCAAAAUUAGCCUAAGAAAUUUUGUUAAUGAUUAAAACUUAAGAACUUUGCCCAAGAAAAAAAAAACAAAAAAGCUACAAACAACCAAAAAAUGUUAGAUUAGCACGUAGAACUAUAUUUACUGUGUUGACACAAAAAAAAAUUAUUAAUGUUUAGAAUGAAUUUUUUGAAUUAUAAAUGGAUCAAAAAAAAAAGUCAAAUUAUACCUCUAAAAAAAUUGGUAACAAAUCUC
Culicoides brevitarsis is the source of this 1908-nucleotide messenger RNA. Its product is annotated as galectin-8-like. Gene Ontology annotation, molecular function: carbohydrate binding. The transcript has 2 exons. The coding region runs from base 170 to 1447 and encodes 425 amino acids. The record is from RefSeq and is a predicted model, not a curated record. NCBI's taxonomy places the organism in Eukaryota, Metazoa, Arthropoda, Insecta, Diptera, Ceratopogonidae.